Messenger RNA from Neltuma alba, 621 nucleotides. RefSeq names its product heavy metal-associated isoprenylated plant protein 3-like. Gene Ontology annotation, molecular function: metal ion binding. Lineage: Eukaryota; Viridiplantae; Streptophyta; Magnoliopsida; Fabales; Fabaceae. The transcript is spliced from 3 exons. The record is from RefSeq and is a predicted model, not a curated record. The coding region runs from base 97 to 621 and encodes 174 amino acids.
CUUAGCUUGUACUAAACUUACACCUUCCGUCCACCAUUUUGCUUGUUCAUCUUCUCCUUGCAAGAUUCUCUAUCUGUAUCGCUCUGGUACGCCAAGAUGAGCCUAAAGAGCACUAACAGGAAAAUGAGGAGGGGUUUCAUGUGCCACUCUCAGGCAUCAACUGCGGUAUGCAUGAGCACCGCUGACCGUCGGUCGGUGGUAGUGCCUAGAAGACCAGAGAGAAGCAUUUUUCUUGAUGAUACCAGACUCAUCAACUAUCCCAAGUACUGCAAACUUGUUGAGACUCGCAGGCUUGAGCCUGCUGAUAAGAAAGCAUUGGCUGUUGCUGCACCGAAGAUCAAGCAGAAGAUGAGGGAGCGAGGGCAAGAUGAAGAAAAAGAGCCAAGGGCAGUUCAUCAAGCACCAACUGAUCAAGUCUUUCAGGUGGUUGUCAUGAAGGUGGCUCUUCAUUGUCAAGGUUGUGCUGGCAAAGUUAAGAAGCAUCUCUCCAAAAUGGAAGGGGUGACAUCAUUUAGCAUAGACUUGGAGACGAAGAGGGUCACAGUGAUGGGGCACAUAUCUCCUUUGGGAGUUCUUGAAAGCAUCUCCAAGGUCAAAAGGGCUGAGUUCUGGCCUUGCUAA